AUGCUGGAUUCUUUGAUUCUGGUUUGGAUUUGUAUCUUCCUUUUCUUCGUCUUUAUCAGGAUCCAGAGGCCCAAAAACUUCCCUCCUGGACCCAGACCAUUACCCAUAUUUGGGAAUUUGUUUCAGCUGGACAUAGUCAAUCCUUUGAAAGAUUUAGACAAGCUGAUUGAGAUGUCCACCAAAACGGUACUGACCAAACAAGGCAUGGGCUCCACAAAACCUCUGAAGGUGUCCUGUGGAAUCAUACUUGCUGACUAUGGCCCUUCAUGGAAGGAGCACCGUCGUUUUGCCCUCAUGACCCUGAGGAAUUUUGGCCUGGGGAAGCAAUCUAUGGAGAAGAGGAUUCUGGGAGAGAUCGAACACAUUGUUGCACACUUAGAGAAAAGUGGAGGAAGUUACAUAAAUCCUAAGACUUUGUUCCACGAUGCUGCAUCAAAUAUUAUUUACCUGGUUUUAUUUGGCAUCCGCUACAACUAUGAGGACCAAACCCUGAAAGCAUUGGUUCGAUGUUUCACUGAAAUUACAAAGCUGGCUAAUGGACCCUGGGGAACGAUUUAUGAUACACUUCCUUUAGUGAGAGCCCUACCCCUCCCCUUUAAGAAGGCCAUAGUAAAUUCAGAGAAACUGAAAAAAAUGGCAGCAGACAUGAUAAACAAGCACAAGAUGCAAAGAGUAUCAGGAGAGCCAAGAGACCUUGUUGACUGCUAUCUAGACCAGCUUGGCCUUGAAGUUGAUGAUCAAGUCUGCUUUGAUGAGGAGCAACUUGUGGGGAUGGUCAUAGACCUGCAUGGUGCUGGGACAGACACCACCUCCAACACCCUGCUAACAGCAUUCCUCUACCUCAUGACUCAUCCAGACAUUCAAGAGAAAUGCCAGCAGGAGAUCGAUGAGGUUCUGAAGGGAAAAGCUCAGGCAUCUUUUGAGGACAGACACAACAUGCCAUACACACAGGCUGUGAUUCAUGAGUCUCAGCGCAUCGCAGACACCGUCCCUCUGAGUGUGUUCCACUGUACCACGAGAGAUACUCAACUCAUGGGCUACAGCAUCCCAAAGGGCACUCUCAUCAUCCCCAAUCUCUCCUCAAUACUGAGUGAGGAAGGCCAGUGGAAGUUUCCACAUGAGUUCAACCCAGCCAACUUCCUGAAUGAGCAGGGACAGUUUGAGAAACCUGAGGCCUUCUUACCCUUUUCUGCUGGGCCUCGGAUGUGUCUUGGUGAGGGUCUUGCUCGCAUGGAGCUAUUCCUCAUCUUGGUCACCCUGCUGCGCCGGUUCCAGUUUGUCUGGCCUGAAGAUGCAGGAGAACCAGACUUCACUCCUGUAUAUGGAAUCACAGUCACACCCAAGCCAUACAGGAUGGGGGUCAGGCUGAGACAUGGAGAGAUAUAGAGCUAUAGAUAUAGAGCUUUGUUAAUCUGUACAUGCAUAUGACUUCAAUUAUCAAUGGAACUGCAGAAUCACUCUUUUAAAAGUUUCCUAACAUGCCUUCAUUGAUUUAUUUCAUUUUGA
Electrophorus electricus (electric eel) is the source of this 1506-nucleotide messenger RNA. NCBI's taxonomy places the organism in Eukaryota, Metazoa, Chordata, Actinopteri, Gymnotiformes, Gymnotidae. The record is from RefSeq and is a predicted model, not a curated record.